Messenger RNA from Aspergillus affinis, 1284 nucleotides. RefSeq lists its product as uncharacterized. Bases 1 to 1284 code for a protein of 427 amino acids. The transcript has a single exon. The record is from RefSeq and is a predicted model, not a curated record. Lineage: Eukaryota; Fungi; Ascomycota; Eurotiomycetes; Eurotiales; Aspergillaceae.
AUGCCAAACGCAGAGCAACACAAACAAGAUACGAUUGGUAUAAUGAGUGAUACUUUGCCUAGCACGCGUAUAAAUAUACCGAUUCCUGCGCGCACACGGAGGCCAAUCAAUCCAAGCGCUGCGAAUAUAUUCCCUGCCCCAUUCCAGUCCUGUCUCUCGCCCUCCGAAGUAUCAACUGGCGACGAUGGAAUAGACAGCCCAAUAAUCACUACCAGUUUCGGUAUACUGAGCGAGCCUGCGGACAUUCUUCACGCUGUUACCGAAACGGGACCUCCCACCAUCAAUUUCAAGGGUUUCAAGACUUUCGCGAUUCCAUCUAUCCUCACGGAGGCAGAUAAAACGCUUUUAGGGAGCAACAUGAAUACAGUGAGUUCAUUGGGUUGGAUAGUGUCCCUGAAGUCAGAUCGCUCUCUUUUAACCGGUUGGAAUGCCUACGAGACGGACACAUACCCGCUAGGCUUCAAUCCCGCCACAACACCUGCACCACUAACAGAGGCUUUACCAACACCUGAGGCAAAUAUCAUCACAUCUAUUCCAGCCGACGGAGUCAGUUUCAAUCAAAAGGCUGGAUCGCCUGCAUACAUAAAGCCUCUUCAGGCGGAAGACUCAUCUCCAGCUCACAGCACGUCACACACACGUCGACUGUCACACCCACAACCAACCACGUCGACACCUACUCAAGCGGUUGAAUUUUCGUCAAAGAGCUGGCGAAAUAAUGCUCCUAUUAUUAAGACCCAUACAAAGUCUCUCAUCACACCUCUGCCCUCUGGUCAAGAAGACGGUAAUUAUAGCGGAGAGCCAUUGAAAGUUGCGACAGAAAGGCGGACGGUUCCCACCGGUAUUCCUACGCCGACAUUUGUUAAUGAACACGGUGAAGGUGAUCUUGUUCUGCUUCCAAGCAACACGCCGCCUCCCCGAUCGAGUAACUCAGCCAAAACCGAGGGGUUAAAUAACCCCGGAUCAAGUACGACGAGGCCUGCCAGGCCAAUGUAUGAUGACAGAAUGACGCCAGAAUCAAUACAUAUAGUCUCUGAAAGCCCUGUAAGUACCACAGGUAUGUGCACGACUCCUGAUGGCCCGGAUCAGAGGCCAUCGACAACGACUACGGCAUCCGAGACCCCGCCAAGAUCCGUCGAUAACGAUUCCGUGUUUGACCAACUUCGAAGAGCACAGCCUGUAUCCAAGCAAAACUUGAAAAUUUCAGCAGGUGUAUCCUCUGCUGGAACUGCGAUUUUCAUUCUGACAUUUGUGUUGCACCGUUUCGUUUACCGGUGGGUUGAUUGA